CGCGAGCUGCGACCGCGAAGCACCGCGAAGCAGAGCCGAGCGCGCUAGCCAGCCAGCCAGCCAGCCCCGCCACAGGAAGAGAGGAAUACGAGCCCGCCCGCCGUUCCUGCCCUGCCCGGCCUGCCCCCUUUCUCGGUUGGCGCAACCCUGAGACUCCGCGGCACCGCGUCCAAGGCUCCGCGAGUCGCGUCUCGUCUCGCUUGUCCAGCGCAAAGCCAGCAGUGCCGCCGCCAGAGGAGCCGGACCGAGCCAAACAACGUCCAUGGUGUGAAUCUCCCUGCAUUCCCUACCUCCGACAAGACGCUGAGCUCAAGAAUGGGGGUGACACAGGUGCUGUUGGUGCUGAUGCUAGUCGCAUCCCUCAGGGCGGCAAAAAAUGCUGUCAGUGAGCCAAGUGCAGUGGAUGUGGCGCGCAUGAAGACUAUCUAUCUGGUGGAGCACUUGUGGAAGAAUGUGUCCAACCCCCACUUCACAACCAUGGUGAAGCAGGAGUCUUACGAAUCUGCUAGUCAACUGAUCGGCGCUUUGGAAUCCCUUUCGGCUGCCGUCAAAGAUGUGGACGCACCUAUAGUCGAAGAUAAACUGCAUUUCAUCUAUAGAUGGGAGCUGAUACAAGCGCAUUCUCAAGGAGUGCAUUCUCUCUAUACAACAUUUAUGCAGUUUAUGGACAAACAGAAGACAACCCAGAAAGUUGCAUCAACACGGGCUUGGUUGGAUAUAGCAGAAACCAUACUGGAGUAUUUACCAAAAUCCGAAAAUAUUCAUAAGUUGACCCUUGCUGCAUCAGACAAAAAGGAGAAAAAUAACACAAUUUUUGAGGCCGCCCUCAAUGAACAUCAAAAUAAUGUCUGUGACAACAAGCAGUCACCUCAGCUCAUGCUGUACAACAUAUUUGCUGAUUUGCAACUAACACAGCUAAAAUCCUACAUAAUGGCUCAGAGUGCAUAUGCACUAUUGCAGAUUUUUGAAAAAGGUGACCAGGAGAUAAAAGCAAAGCAGAUGACAGAAAAAUUUGUUCAGAAGAACAAACAACAAGGAAAUGCUGCAUUGAAUGCAAUGAAAACUGCUAGCAGAACGAUGUGGCGCUGCGAUCCUAGGAACUAUCAGGAACAUGCUACCUAUGAGCAACUUACACGUCUCCUUCAAGGUUACAUUGAGAAUGAAGUAGAUAUGAAUCCGUCCCAAUCCUGCAGGGGAAGCUGUAAAAAUUAUGAGCUGACUGAGAGCCAUGGAUGUUACCAAGAAAAAUUUUGUAGCCAACAACCUAAAUGUGAAGGACGCAUAAUUGACUGUCAAUUCAUUGAAUCUGACAUGAAAGUGUGUCAAUCGAAUCCUGGAGAGAGGAGGAGAUACGAGUAUAUCGAAUACAAGAAGAAUGCUCUUCUGGGGACUGACCGCAUUGGUCAGGUAACUGAAGCCAAUUGUACUUUAGUUACAGUCAACAGUUGGUGGAGAUUCUUUCUGCCAGCCCACUGCUCCUACUGCUUCUGUGUGUGUGAUGAGCCUGGUCCCCUAUCUGACCGAUUUUUCAGUCUCAGCCCUGAGGUGGCAGAUGUCACCAAUAACAAAGUCAUUACUGGGCUUCGCUUUGUGAAGAAAAACAGAGUGGUACACAUUCAGAUACAGGAGGGCUCACUCCUACCACAUGGGGUAAUAAAUGCCUCCAGUCUACGAUGGAAGCCUGUGGAUACAAGCCAACCUGACUACAAAAUGUCAUGGGAGAAAAGGAGCAUUGACCUUGACGAUCUAGAAGCUCCUGAGGGAUAUGUAGUAACAGGCAUACGGUUUCAAGAGGUUGGCACACAUCUGAACAUGGAAAUGCAGGUGUCGCCUAUCAUUUAUCAUAAAGGCGUUUUAAAGAGACCAACAGAGUUAAGCUACUGGGUUGGCAAUGCAAACACGGACAGUGCUCUAGAGAAUCCAAGGACUGAACUGCCCAUUUCAACUAUUGUUCCUCAGAGAUCGAAUGGGCCUUGUAAGCCAGAUUCACGCCAUGACACAUUUGUGCAGUUCACCCACUCAGACAUCGUGACAGAUGCUGCACAAACAACAGUGCCAUUCCUAGACAUUCAACCUGUGGUGCUUGACCCCCCAACCUUGCUGGGUGGCGUAGGACUGUACCACAAGGGAACAGAAGGAUCUGCAGGGUUUGUGGCACUCAAGGUGUCAAACUAUGAUAUCACAAAGCAUCUCACAACAGAAGAUCUCAGAUAAAAUCAAUAAAUAGUAAUGAUCAAGAUCUGUAAUGCAAUCUCAGCCAACUUAGUUUAGACACCAGUAUAAUGGAAUAUUUUACAAUAUAUCACUUACGACAAUGAGUUUGUAUACAAAAUAAAAAGGGUAAAUAAAAACAAGUUAUUGAUGUCUCA
This is a messenger RNA of Thrips palmi, 2369 nucleotides long. RefSeq lists its product as uncharacterized. The record is from RefSeq and is a predicted model, not a curated record. The coding region runs from base 316 to 2214 and encodes 632 amino acids. Lineage: Eukaryota; Metazoa; Arthropoda; Insecta; Thysanoptera; Thripidae. The transcript has 8 exons.